This is a messenger RNA of Fragaria vesca subsp. vesca, 1452 nucleotides long. Its product is annotated as serine/threonine-protein kinase WNK8-like. The coding region runs from base 1 to 1452 and encodes 483 amino acids. Gene Ontology annotation, biological process: intracellular signal transduction; protein phosphorylation. The record is from RefSeq and is a predicted model, not a curated record. Gene Ontology annotation, cellular component: cytoplasm. Lineage: Eukaryota; Viridiplantae; Streptophyta; Magnoliopsida; Rosales; Rosaceae. Gene Ontology annotation, molecular function: protein serine/threonine kinase activity; ATP binding. The transcript has 3 exons.
AUGGAGCGUACCAAAUCCGAUGCGAGUGACUACGACGAGUUUGUGGAGCAAGACCCCACCGGGAGGUACUACCGUUACGACGACGUUUUGGGGAAGGGGGCUUUCAAGACUGUCUACAAGGCCUUUGAUGAGGACGAAGGUAUCGAAGUGGCCUGGAGCAAAGUCAAGCCUGCCGACGAUGCUGAGCUUCACCGUUUGUUUUCCGAGAUUGAUCUGCUCAAGUCUUUAAAACAUGAUAACAUCAUCAAGAUUUUCAGCUGGUGGGUCUCGGAGGAUGAUGGUAAAGGGAAGAAGAAGAAAACUGUGAAUAUGAUCACGGAGUUGUUCACUUCCGGGAGCUUGAAGCAGUAUCGAAAGAAGCACACCAAUGUCGAAGUCAAGGCCAUCAAGAAAUGGGCCAGGCAGAUUCUCAAGGGCUUAAGCUAUCUGCAUUCUCAUGACCCUCCCAUUGUUCAUAGGGAUUUGAAGUGUGACAAUGUGUUUAUCAAUGGCUUCAAUGGGGAGGUCAAGAUUGGGGAUUUUGGGUUUGCGUUGGUGAUGCAUGGGCAGGGUAGUACUGAGCAUGAAGUGAUUGGCACGCCGGAGUUUAUAGCGCCGGAGAUGUAUGAAGAGAAUUAUAAUGAGCUGGUGGAUAUCUAUUCUUUCGGAUCUCAAGUCAAGCAGUUCAUUGAGAAGUGUCUAGUUCCUGCAUCAAGGAGAUUGUCUGCAAUAGAGCUCUUGGAUGAUCCAUUCCUUGCAGCUGAUGAUUCAAAGGUGCCUAGAUCUUUUCCCAUGGACAUUGAUACCGCAAGUGACAGAGUGAGCUCCAAAUCAUCUAGCUCUUCAAUCCUGGAGUGUCAUAGGUUCACAAAGAAUAAUGCAUUGACAUUAAGAGCAAAGAGGAAUUCUGAUAGUAGUAAAGCUAUUGCGUUGACAUUGAGUGUUGCUGGUAGCCGUGGGAAGAAGAAAACUAUUGAGUUUGAUUUCUAUCCGAAUUCAGAUACUGCUGUUUCGAUUGCUGGUGAGAUGGUUGAUCAGGAGCUUGGUCUUUCAACUGAAGAUGUGUCUGCCGUGGCUGAGUUGAUUGAUAGAUUGGUUAUGAAGAUUGUGCCCAUGUGGAGACCCACUUCUUCAGUUGGAGCAUAUAGCUCAUGUACCACUACUAGCUCGUAUUCAACAAAGAACUCUGUUGUCUCGAGCAUGGAAAUAUGGAAGAGCUUCAGCACGUCAAGCAAUUGUUCCUUGCAGUCAGCUGAGUUAUCUUUACUGGACAAACAUCACUAUGAUAAUCUAAAAGCGGAGAUCGAUUCUAUUGAUGCACAGUUUCAACAACGUUUUGUUGAGCUGGUGGAGAAGAAGGAAGAAGCCAUCCAAAGUGCAAAGAAGAAUUGGAGCAUUUCACAUGAAAAAAAGUCAUUUAACUUAUCGAAAAUUUGGAGCUUACUCACAGAGAAAGAGAUUUCAGGAAAAUGA